Molecule: messenger RNA, 2334 nt
Organism: Mercenaria mercenaria
Lineage: Eukaryota; Metazoa; Mollusca; Bivalvia; Venerida; Veneridae
Exons: 2
Coding region: 207-1925 (572 amino acids)
Source: RefSeq, a predicted model, not a curated record
UGCAAAAUUAUGUCAACUUCAAUGUCUGCUCCCCAGGAGUUCUUGUGAAACUGGACCUUUUAUCUAAACACAGAAGUUAACAGACUAUAAUUAUACUGAAAGUAUAUAUGGGAUAUAUUUAUGAUAUGUGCCUGCUCAGUUCCCUCAAAAGUUAGAGCAUAAAACUUGUAAGCAGCAGUUCAAAUCCCAGUCAGUGAUGGGCAAUCAUGGAAAAUGUGGCAUCCCAGGAAAAUUUAUCAGAACUCUUGAGCAGGCAACUGGACGAAAUAGGCUUCAGUCCGAAAAGAAUUCAGGAAAGAACCAGUUUAAUUAAAAAAUUAUCUGAAGCUAAAGACAUUUCAACGAAAAAGCUCUUAAACAGAGAUGACAUUGAAAAAAUAUUUGUUGGAAGUCAACGUGAAGGCACUGGGUUAAAUCACUGUAAUGAUCUGGAUGUUCUUCAAAUAAACCAUGGUGUUUUCUGUCUAAUCAAUGGACACCCCUUGAAUACAGAAAAUGGCAAAGUAAUUUUUCAGGCAGUUCAAAAGAACAUCCCCUAUGGAUAUGUCCUUCUAAAACUCCAAAGUGAAGGUAAAAGCGAAACUUUUCAGCAACAUAAAUAUGCUCUGGUUGAAAAAAAUGAGGAAAAGUAUCUUUCAAGUAGAAUCUUUAUGACCAGAAACAAAGAUAUUUGUCAGACUAGGGCUGGAUGGUUGGCAGAAAAUACAAAUUAUCAACCUCAAGAAGGCCCCUCCAUACCAAAAAACACAGUUCAAAACCCCAUUGAAUCUUUCAUACUGUCAUGUCUGAAUCUGAAAACGAAAAAAACUGAUGUUGUUUGUGCAUUGCCAUGUGGAGCAAAUCCAAUUCUUGAGGAAUGGAGCAAACGAAAGCGGAAAAGUGGCUGGCCCUGCCGGAAAACUAUAACUCAUGUCUUGGGACUACCAGCCUAUGUAGUACCAGUUGGUCUGCGGGGAAGCAAGGAUGAAGAUCUUCAAUGGAGAGUCUGUUUCACCAAAGCUGAGAUAUAUCUCAUUGAAGAUUUCAAUAUCGUCCAAACAAAGGUUUUUAUCAUACUGAAGCUCAUAGCAAAGUAUGUUUUACAACCAAUCAGCGAUGACAUAAGUUCAUAUGUGGUAAAAAAUGUCAUGUUGUGGAUGUCAGAGAAAAUCCCGCAGAGAAAAUUUUGUCAGGACAAUCUAGUGGCAAGACUUGGUGAUGCUAUUAAGUAUUUGAAAAAAGCUGUAAAGGAAAACCAUCUGCCAAACUACAUGAUUCCAGAAAGAAAUCUGUUUGAAGGAAAACUGAAAGGCAAUGAGAAAGCACUUCUCAUGGACAAACUAAACUCUCUACUUGAAAAUGGCGAAAUAGAACUCAAAAAGUACAUGGACAAACCAGAUCAACUAUCUGAGGAAUUGGAACAGGUCCUUUCUACUUACAGAAUAGCAAAGGAAAUUGAAACAGAUCAGAUGAAAAUACUGGCAUCCUUCACAAAAAAGCAGCUUGUGGAAAAAUACAUUCAAAUGUUUUCCUAUGAGUCACAUGGUAGUACAUGCCAUAACAUUCUGUUCACUGACAGUGCAGUCCCAUUUUCGAAGUUUUAUAGCAGAGAGUGGUUUUCAGAGUCAGUCAAUGUUCAAAGUAGUAACUACAGAAAACUUCUUGAACAAAGUCUUGUAAGAGGUUUCAGGAACUGCAAGUUUGAUACUGCGAACAGUCCAAAAACUGCCAUAUACAGUCUAACCUGUACUAACGGUCACCUCCGAUCAGUGGUCACCUCCGUUCAGCGGCCAUUUUAUGACGCCCCCGACGGAUUUUCCUCUAUUUUAUCACUUUAUUCAGCGGCCACCUGCCGUCCGCGGCCAGCGGCCACCGAAAUUGCCUCCCGACCGCCGUAUUUGACCCCUUUCAGCGGCCAUUUUUCUUCCAAAACCAAUUAUUUUUAGGCAAUAAUCGCCGAAGAUACCCGAUUUUGAGAAGCACGUGGUUGCUAAGUUUCGCGGGACUUCACCACAGGAACGACAAAAUGACAUGAGCUUCUCAAUUAAAACUGAUAACCAAAGGUGUAAUCCCCUUUUGUUAUGAUCAAAUGGCCAGUAAUUAUCGGUAAUUAGCGUGUCACCUCGUGUCAAUUUUGUUGUUCACAGUUUGACCUCGGUUAAAGAUAAUACUCGAUAACUAAUUAGUAGCAUAAUAUUUGUGAUUUUUUUUUAUACUUCUGUCAUCAAAAUACUAUUAAAUUUAUACGAAAUUAAUUGUGUUUGAAAAAAAAAUAAACCACUCUAUCUUUUACGGAACGUAACGGCAAUCUUAGAUUUAGCGUAGACAAUAAGCGCCGAGAGUAGCUUCCCUUAC